Messenger RNA from Glycine soja, 983 nucleotides. Its product is annotated as ras-related protein RABA2a. The coding region runs from base 197 to 847 and encodes 216 amino acids. The transcript is spliced from 2 exons. Gene Ontology annotation, molecular function: GTPase activity; GTP binding. Gene Ontology annotation, cellular component: endosome. Lineage: Eukaryota; Viridiplantae; Streptophyta; Magnoliopsida; Fabales; Fabaceae. The record is from RefSeq and is a predicted model, not a curated record.
AAUUAAAAAUAGGAAUGGUGAAGGUAAAGGUGAAGGAAAGUGAGUGGAAGCCAGGGGCAAUCCGAUAGAAAAGGGUUUUAUUUCUUUUUCCCUUCAAUUAUUUUCUUUUCCUGUCUUUGUUGUUCAGUUCCGUUGUUGUGUUGUGUGCUGCAACACAAUCGGUGGUCUGAGAAAUCUUGUUUGUGUUGGGUUUGUUAUGGCUCGGAGAGCAGAGGAAGAGUACGAUUACCUGUUCAAGGUUGUACUGAUCGGUGAUUCCGGUGUUGGAAAAUCCAAUCUUCUGUCCCGAUUCACUCGCAACGAGUUUUGCCUCGAAUCCAAGUCCACCAUUGGAGUCGAAUUCGCCACUCGCACUCUUCAGGUGGAGGGAAGAACUGUGAAAGCUCAAAUAUGGGAUACCGCCGGACAGGAACGAUACAGAGCAAUUACCAGUGCAUACUACAGGGGUGCCCUUGGAGCUCUUCUAGUCUACGAUGUAACUAAACCAACCACAUUCGAAAACGUCAGCCGAUGGCUGAAGGAGCUAAGGGAUCAUGCCGAUGCUAACAUUGUCAUCAUGUUGAUAGGGAACAAGACCGAUCUCAAGCAUCUCAGAGCUGUUGCCACCGAGGAUGCCCAGGGUUAUUCCGAGAAGGAAGGCCUUUCUUUCAUCGAGACUUCUGCUCUCGAAGCAACUAAUGUUGAGAAGGCUUUCCAGACUAUUCUUGCAGAGAUAUACCGCAUUAUCAGUAAGAAAUCACUCUCUUCCAAUGAGCCUGCAUCUGCCAAUAUUAAAGAAGGCAUGACUAUCACUGUUGGGGGACCCCAAUCCAACGCAAGCAAGCCUUCUUGCUGUACAUCAUCUUGAAACCCCGCCUUAUACUUCCUACUUGCUCAGUAUCAUUCUUUUUUCUUAACUUAUCUGGAUUUCUUCUUAUGAUUGGUUGUGCCUGCUCAUUGCAAACCUUAUAUUAUUCAUAUUGUUGUCUUUUUGGUUUGGUUCC